AUGGUUCGCAAGCUGGUCGUCGCCGUAGACGACUCGGCGGUCAGCAAGAGCACCCUCCAGUGGGCGGCAGAAAAGCUGCUGCGACCCGAUGACGAGCUGCACAUCAUCUCCGUGCUGGAGCCUGCCAGUGGCGGAAAUUUCGCCUCAACCGCCGAGACGGCAUACCCAGUGUCCAUGCAGGAGUGCAAGCCCGAUCCCUUGGCACUGGAGAGGGCACAAGCCUUCCUGAAGAAGUGUAGAGAGGAAGCCCAGAAGCAGGGGGUUGCGGACGUGAAGCUGGCCACCCUUGUGACGUGUGUGGGCGGCGCUGCUGACACCGGGCGCCACAUCGUCGACUACUCGCGACGGCAGGAUGCCGAUGUGGUGCUCAUGGGGUCCCGCGGCAUGGGCAGCCUGAGACGUGCCAUGCUGGGCCUGCUGGGCUUGGGCAGCGUGUCAAGCUAUGUGGUUAAGCAUGCCAACUGCAAUGUCAUGGUGCACAAACCGGAUGGCUCGGAUACCUGGCGCCUGCAGACAGCCAUAGAAGACCUCCUGGCGUCCAAGAUCGGCAUCAUUCCCACGGACACCAGCCCCGCCUUUGUGUGCUGCCUCCAUGACCGUGUGGCCGUGCAGGCCAUGUUUGACAUCGCCGGCCUCUCGGUCAGCAAGAAGUUGAGUGUCAUGUACACCCUGAUCCUGACGGCGAGCAAGGGCAUGCCGAAACAAGUGGUUGCAGCAGCAUCUGGAAAGAGGAAAUCCACCAUCCGCAAGACGGUGGGCAUUCGCUGGCCCGACAACCCCGUGUGCCAGGUCUGGACCGUUGCACCUUCCCCUAAGGCCCUGAUGGCUGGCGUGGAUGGGCCCCUGCUCUGCACCACGGUGCCUGGCCGGGAGGACCCAGGCGGCGAGGAGCAGGCUCCCGACCUUGCGGAACUGGCCGACCGCUACUGCGCUGCAGGGGUGGGGUUUGUGGUGGCCGAGGAGGGUCAGCGCUGGGGUGCGUCGACCGUCAUCGACUUCUCGGGGGCACGGCCGACUGUCGUCAGGGUCGGGGACGGAGACCUGGACCCUUUUUUGCCAUACCUCCCUGACGUGUGA
This is a messenger RNA of Auxenochlorella protothecoides, 1077 nucleotides long. RefSeq lists its product as uncharacterized. The record is from RefSeq and is a predicted model, not a curated record. Lineage: Eukaryota; Viridiplantae; Chlorophyta; Trebouxiophyceae; Chlorellales; Chlorellaceae. The transcript is spliced from 8 exons. The coding region runs from base 1 to 1077 and encodes 358 amino acids. Gene Ontology annotation, molecular function: double-stranded RNA binding.